Messenger RNA from Acanthoscelides obtectus, 556 nucleotides. The record is from the annotation of a GenBank genome assembly. NCBI's taxonomy places the organism in Eukaryota, Metazoa, Arthropoda, Insecta, Coleoptera, Chrysomelidae.
CUCACAAAAGUGGCAACUAAAAUUAUUCAUAUAGUUGCACCACUCAGUGCACUAAACCUCAAUAAGACUGCAUACUAACUAACGUUGUCCAGAAAAAGAUGUUUUCAUCCUUCAUUUCGGUGAGUAUUUCACAGACUAUGGUACACAUACAUUGCAGCCAGGUAUGCAUCAAUAUUCUAAGUACCAAAAGCCGGUGAAACUGAGUAUUUCUCUGUUAAAGUUAUAAUGGAUUACUAAAGACAUACAAUCCUUCGAUGUUUUCUCUUUUAUCGUUACCUACAUUUUUCACUUCGGAGACUGCGUUUCUCAGAUUCAUGUACACAGAAGCUAUCAAGAAAUAUCAAAUAAAUUGUGAAAUUUUCUCUUAUAUCUUAUCUACAUUUCCCAACUGGAAGACUUCAUCUCACCAAUUCCAGUACACAGAAGUUGCAGCUCGAGGCAUUUAUAUAAGCUACAAAAAUCUGUACCCCAAAAUCGGUUAGACCGAACCUGAAUGAGUUCCACAAAAACAGAUAACAAUAUUAUCUCUGCUAUUGUCAUCUACAUUGUUCAGUUC